Dipodomys ordii (Ord's kangaroo rat) is the source of this 1052-nucleotide messenger RNA. RefSeq names its product methylmalonic aciduria (cobalamin deficiency) cblB type (gene Mmab). NCBI's taxonomy places the organism in Eukaryota, Metazoa, Chordata, Mammalia, Rodentia, Heteromyidae. The coding region runs from base 14 to 724 and encodes 236 amino acids. Gene Ontology annotation, molecular function: corrinoid adenosyltransferase activity. The record is from RefSeq and is a predicted model, not a curated record. The transcript is spliced from 9 exons.
CGCCGCCCAUCGCAUGGCUGUGUGGGGCCUGGGGGGCCGCCUUGGCCUGCGCGGGUACCUUGACGCUAGUAGGUUACUAUGUCCCCGUUUCCGGAGCCGCGCCCCUCAGGGCGAGGAAGACCGGGACGGGCCACAGCCUUCUUCAAAGACACCCAAGAUCCCCAAGAUUUACACCAAAACAGGAGACAAAGGGUUUUCAAGCACCUUUACGGGAGAAAGGAGACGGAAGGACGACCAAAUAUUUGAAGCUGUGGGAACUACGGAUGAGCUAAGCUCAGCUAUUGGGUUUGCCAUGGAACUGAUCACAGAAAAGGGCCACGCCUUUGCCAACGAGCUCGAGAAUAUCCAGUGCACCCUGCAGGACGUAGGCUCUGCCCUGGCCACGCCGCGCUCCUCGGCUCGGGACGCUCACUUAAAGCGGGUGACAUUUGAGGCAAGCCGCAUCCUAGAGCUGGAGCAGUGGAUCGACAAGUACACCAGCCAGCUGCCCCCUCUCACAGCUUUUAUUCUGCCCUCUGGAGGCAAGAGCAGUGCAGCCCUGCAUUUCUGCCGGGCCGUGUGCCGCCGUGCUGAGCGAUGUGUGGUGCCUCUAGUCCAGACGGGGGAAACUGAUGCAAACGUGGCCAAAUUCUUAAACAGGCUCAGCGAUUACCUCUUCACCCUAGCCAGAUACGCAGCCAUGAAGGAGGGCAACCAAGAGAAAAUAUACAAGAAGAGGGACUAAGUCUAACUCACUGGGCCAUGAUGGACACAGGCCCUGCAUGGUGACCACUGUGACCUUUGCCCUUUGCCCUCCUGGGGCCUGAAGAGCUCACUCCCAUGGGUGCAGGCCCCGGUCACCUCAUCCACUGUCCCUUCCCACAAGGGAAGUUUCUGCCCAGCCUUCCCAGGCUGCCUUGCAUUUUCCCGGGCUGCCUUGUGUCUUCCUGCAUCUACCCAGGCUGCCCCGCAUAUCUGUGGAACUGGGGUCAACUCAGUAUUGCAGAAGAGACCAGUGACAUGGCUGUGAGGAAAGGGAGGUAUGCAGAAGGAAGAAUAAAAGUGAGAAAGAA